CUUGCUAUUUCAGUGAAUUGUCAACGCUCGGUAGACUAAGUCAGUGCUCCAAAACAGUGUGAUAAUUGCAAUUUUCCUAUAGUAUAUAUAGACUUCGAAGGGUGUGCGUACUAUGUCGGAUGUUUUGAACGAAGUAACUGGGAACUUUGGAAAAUGGCAGCUGUGUGCAAUUUUGAUAAUAUUUCUGUGCAAAAUUCCAGCCGUUUGGUUUCUAUCAAUAAUAUUGUUCACAGCACCUGCCCCGAAAUCCGGUGAUUUCUGGUGUCAGCCGCCAGAUAACAUUACCAAUCACACCGAAUGGGUGCUGCAAAGCCAUCCGAUUCGAAAAUACGGCACUGACAAAGAAUUCCAAAUCGAUUUUUGUCGAGUCUACAAAGAUGCCUACGAUGAUAAGACGAUAAAAUUGUUUGAGUUCUCGAAGGGUGACAAUGUUUCCAUCCGUGAAAAUCGAAAGGUCAUGCCAUGCGUUAAUUUCCAUUUCAAUUCUGACUUUCAUUCGGUCAUCAGGGAAUACAAAUUGGUUUGCUCGCGUCGAUUGUUGGCCAAUCUUUCGCAAAGUUUACACAUCGUUGGGUUAUUGAUUGGUGGAAUUGUGGCUCAUUUUAUGUUGAAGAGAUUCAGUCCAAAAACCGUAAUGUUAAAUGGGAUGCUUGCGCAAAUAUUCUUUGGUAUAAUGUGCGGUCAGACAAAAUACUUUGAAUUACAUGCACUGUUAAGAUGUCUGGUAGCUGCCUGCUGUUCUGCUAUGGUUGCAUCUGGUCAACUGAUCAUUGCAGACAUCACAGGUGGACGAGCUAAGACGGUUUCUAUAGUGUUAUAUGAGCUGUUUUGGUCGAUUGGAUUGAUCAUUCUACCGGGAUUGUCAAUAUUUUUCAAUAAUUGGUCGCAUUUGUACAUAGUUAUAUCGGUACCAACUUUAAUCAUGGUAUUUUUGCAUAGAUUCAUUCCUGAUUCUCCGCGAUGGAUGCUACUUCAUGACCGAAUAAAAAAAUCAAAAGAAAUUCUAGUUCGAUCUGCUGAAGUUAAUAAAAGAGACGUUCCCAAUCAAAUUGAUGAUCUCUUAUCACUAGCAGCCGGUGCUUGUACGUCACAACAAGAAAAGGAAGCUACAUGGAUUUCACUGUGGUAUGAGAGCAAAUGCAGCCUACUUCCAAUAUACUACGCAUGGGCAAUUUUUGUUUUGCUCUUCAACACCAUGAUACUGAAUAUGUCGUCACUGGGACAAAAGUUUCUUCAUUUUAAUGUGGUUAUGAUGGGUUUCAGCGAACUGAUUGGUAUGUUCAUUGGACUUUAUUUAAUAAUGUACACCCGAAGAAAAUGGAUUUGGGUGGGAUUUUUAAACAUGGCUGCUGGUCUUUGCACCUACUCGGUUUGGCUGAUUCCGUCAACAAUCAAAGACACUCAUCAAACGGGGCUAGCGAUGAUUGCUUGCAUUGCUUUGAAAACUACAAUCUCAUCAGCAAUGGCACUUUUGACCGCUUGUACGGCCGAUUUAUUUGUGCCUGAACAGAAGAAAAUUGUCAUGCUAUCAGCUACAAUUUGGAGUCGUGCAUGGAUAUUAUGGGCACCGUUUGUGGGUGCAUUGAAUACAUUCGGUUCUCUGGUGCCUGUGUCUGUAAUGGCUAUGCUAACUGUAAUUGGUGGAUUUUUGUGCACAACAAUUGGAUAUGAUCAGAUAAAUAAAGCGAAAAGUCACCUGAAGAACACGAAUGUCGAGCUGAUCCUUAACAAAGAAAAUUGCAAAUUACUCGAAAGCAAGUCCUGAUAUGGAACACUGCAGUUUGUCUUAUUUUUUUUUGAUCUGUCAUUAUUAUGUUGUGCCUUUAUGUUAAGAAGGUGAAUGAUUUGAAGUACUUGAUUUCUUCCGUUCCAAUAAAGAAUUGUACUUCA
Molecule: messenger RNA, 1890 nt
Organism: Bradysia coprophila
Lineage: Eukaryota; Metazoa; Arthropoda; Insecta; Diptera; Sciaridae
Product: organic cation transporter-like protein
Biological process (GO): transmembrane transport
Molecular function (GO): transmembrane transporter activity
Source: RefSeq, a predicted model, not a curated record